GAGGCUGGAGGCAGGAGGCAGGAGGCAGGAGGGACCGGUCUCUGCAGCAUCUCCCCGGCUGGUCACGUCACAUUCCCGUCAGCAAGAAGCUUGAAAUUAUCAUGUUACCCGGAGACACUGGAUUGCUGGCUCUUUGGCCGGGACCCAAUCUGCACUUCUACCAAACAACUCUUUUCUACGCCUUCCUCGAGAGACUAUCUUGCUGGAAGUUGGUCCAAAAAGUGCACUAACAUUGUUUGAGGCCAGAGUCGCUGGUACACAUCAUGUGUGAGGGUGGCGAUUUGUGAACGGAGCCCAUCAAAACCUUUCUUCUCCACUAAGGUACAACCAUAAAGCAGCAUGGGAGGAGUGGCGGUGGAUGUGGGUGCAGAAGGGGUGAAGGCUCCAGAUGGCGGUUGGGGCUGGGCGGUGUUGGCCGGCUGUUUUGUCAUCACAGGCUUCUCGUACGCUUUUCCUAAAGCGGUCAGCGUCUUUUUCAAAGAGCUGAUCAGGGAGUUUGGCGUCGGAUACAGCGACACUGCCUGGAUCUCUUCCAUACUGCUGGCCAUGCUUUAUGGCACAGGUCCUCUGUGCAGCGUACUGGUGAACCGCUUCGGCUGCCGACCGGUGAUGAUGGUGGGUGGUCUCUUUGCGUCUCUGGGAAUGGUUCUAGCCUCAUUCUCCACCAGCAUCAUCCACAUCUACCUCUCCACUGGAGUCAUUACAGGUUUGGGGCUGGCCCUGAACUUCCAGCCGUCUCUAAUUAUGCUGAACCGCUACUUCAGUGAGAAGCGUCCUCUGGCCAAUGGCCUUUCAGCGGCAGGGAGUCCUGUGGCCCUUUGUUGCCUCUCCCCACUGGGCCAGGCCCUUCAGUACAAGUAUGGAUGGAGGGGGGGCUUUCUCAUCUUAGGGGGCCUUCUGCUUAACUGCUGUGUCUGCGGGGCCCUUAUGAAGCCUCUGGUUGGCCCCAAGUCCCUUAAGGCCAAGGACCCGGAGCAGGACAAUGACAAGGAAACAGAGAGCAUAGAGAAGAAGAAGCCCAAGGCCAAACUGCUCGACUUCUCCGUCUUCAAAGACCGCGGCUUUGUCAUCUACACAGUGGCCGCUUCCAUCAUGGUCCUGGGGCUGUUUGUGCCUCCGGUGUUUGUCGUGAGCUAUGCCAAGGAGCUGGGGAAUGAGGACACCAAAUCUGCGCUGCUUCUCACCAUCCUGGGCUUCAUUGACAUGUUUGCGCGGCCCGUGUGUGGCGUGAUUGCCGGACUGAAAUGGGUUCGGCCUCGGUGCGUCUAUCUCUUCAGCUUUGCUAUGAUCUUCAACGGAACGACCGAUCUGGUCGGCUCGCAGGCCAAAGACUACCCGUCUCUGGUGGUCUUCUGUAUCUUCUUUGGCAUCUCCUAUGGAAUGGUGGGUGCGCUGCAGUUUGAGGUCCUCAUGGCAAUAGUUGGUACUGAGAAAUUCUCCAGUGCCAUUGGCCUGGUCCUGCUCAUGGAGGCCAUUGCUGUGCUGGUAGGGCCACCUGGUGCAGGCCGGCUCCUUGAUGCCACCAAGAACUACAUGUACGUCUUCCUGCUGGCAGGAAGCGAGGUGGUCCUCUCAGCCGUGGUUCUGGCCACGUGCAACUUCCUGUUCAUUAAGAAGAAGCCUGCAGCGCCAGCGGACAAACUUGAGAGCCUCGCGGUGACGGAUGACACCAAGGCGGAGGCGUGCGGCAAACCUGCAGACCUGAGCGAGGAGGAGGAGAAGGGAGCCAGGGAGGUGCAGGAGAAGGAGAUGAUGAUGAAGAAGGAUGCGAUGAAGGAGUCAAAAGAGGAGGAGACAGACAAAGAGGAAGCAGAUGAGGUCAGACCGAAGAGUGUAACCGUGGACUCACAGGAAGUGGAAAGGUUCUUGAAAGAGCCGCAGCUAAAUGGUGAAAUGUCCAGCAGUCCUGAAACAUGCCUGUGAGAAGGGUGGGAUAAUUAACCAGGCAGCUGUGUGAAGAAGUGUACUAAUAAGUAACUGGUUUGAUGGUAAUGCUUUUCCCAUAAAUAAGUGUCUAAUCCAGGUGUUUAUGUACAUGUACGCUGCCUCACUGGUGCCACUGCCAUAUGAAAAAGUUAGUAAUAUUUUAUCACUAGAUGUUUUUAAGUGUGGCUAAUAAUGCAUAAAACAAUAGAGGUAAUCGGUUAGAGCACUGCCGUGUGAGUAAGGUUUUUUAUCAAAAGUUAAAAUGUCUGUGCUUUUGGAUGUUGCCACCAGCAAAUAAUGUCGAGGGAUAAUUUUGACAAUAUUCUGUCUUCUUAGCCUCAAGAAAUCACAUGAAAAGGAGGGGCACAGCAAUAAAUCAAGUUCGUCCAAAUUCAACAAAGAUGGAUUAUUAGAGGUAUUAUUUCCCAAAUGCUCUGUAUAACACCAAAUACAACAAAUACAUGCAUCAUUUCCAUCUCUUAUAUUAAUAUUUGAGCUACAGUGCGCAGCCUUUUUAGGAAGUUACGAAAAAAAAAAGACAUCUCUUAAUGUUAUCAUUAAGAGAAGUACAGAAUCAUGUCAGGCUUAUCCUUUGAAAAAAAACUAAAGACUGCUUUUUAUGUCAGCUCGCUAUAAAGAGUCAGAAAAAGCUCUGUUGUAUGUGCAGAAACAUCCCUUUUCUAUUCAGGCUUAAAAUGGUGAGUGUUUGCAGUGAUUAACCUUGAAAAGGAUCAUAAUCAAAGCAGGUGAUGUCUUCCCACGUGAUUUUUUGCAGCCACGUUUGAGACCGUAGUUUUAGUAAGAAGAGAUUUAUCAGAACUAAAUAGUUGCUACAAUCACGGCGUUGCUUGGAUAAGAAGCAGCGCCCAAACACUGUCCACGCCAUGUUGUUCUUUGUGGAUUUUGACGUCUUAAAGUCAGAAGUGUGACGUUUUCAACUAAAGUCUGAAGUGAUUUUGUUUGACAGUACACCGCAGUGCUGCAUCACUCGACACGACUUUUAAAAGCACUGUGCCCUGAUGUUGUCAAGCUUGUGUACACUGUGUGCGCUUGUCCCCAAAGAACACUAUAUUCACACUAAGAGGAGACAUUGUGUCUUUUUUGAGGACCAAAGUGUGUGAGAAGAGAAAUGAUGUAGAGAUUAAAAAAGUUUGAUGAAAGCCCAGUUAGCUAGAUAUGACAAAAUGUUUUUGCUUGAUGUCUGCUUUGUAUUGUCUGGACUGUGUCAGUAAAACAGAAUAUUAAAGGAUUAUUAUUUUUUGUUAUUUAA
Mugil cephalus (flathead mullet) is the source of this 3196-nucleotide messenger RNA. It is a transcript of the gene slc16a3a, whose product is annotated as solute carrier family 16 member 3a. Gene Ontology annotation, molecular function: monocarboxylic acid transmembrane transporter activity. Gene Ontology annotation, biological process: monocarboxylic acid transport; transmembrane transport. NCBI's taxonomy places the organism in Eukaryota, Metazoa, Chordata, Actinopteri, Mugiliformes, Mugilidae. Bases 340 to 1923 code for a protein of 527 amino acids. Gene Ontology annotation, cellular component: membrane. The record is from RefSeq and is a predicted model, not a curated record. The transcript is spliced from 8 exons.